Aspergillus saccharolyticus JOP 1030-1 is the source of this 1689-nucleotide messenger RNA. RefSeq names its product bifunctional ATP-dependent DNA helicase/ssDNA endodeoxyribonuclease DNA2. The transcript is spliced from 2 exons. The annotation marks the transcript as partial. Lineage: Eukaryota; Fungi; Ascomycota; Eurotiomycetes; Eurotiales; Aspergillaceae. The record is from RefSeq and is a predicted model, not a curated record.
AUGAACCGAGCUCCAGGAGCAUACAAGAUCUCUUCUCAAUCUCGCUCUAAGCUUGACGCUUUUCGUUACAGCAAAGAUACACAAAAUCCAGAGAAGACCCCUCAAAAGCCCGCAACGAAAGGUCAUGCCAACAAGGAGAAUCAAACGUCAUGGCUGAAUGGUGUGGUGGAACAAAGGCAACCAGGAUCGGAUGGCAAUUUACAUACAAUCAAAACAACCGAAUCGAAGCCUGUCAGAGACUGUCCUCAUACACCAGGAAAUCGGAUACCCCUCGCAGAUCUGAUUAGCAAUGCUGAGGAUGCCUUCAAUAGCGCCCCGGGACAAGAGUUUACGCCCGAAGACUAUGUCACUUGGCAACAUGUUCCUCCGAGCUCAAACGCCGAUUCAAUGUCACAAACACCUGCAAUGCACGGCAAGAAACGUCGGCACAGCUCGUCGCCAACUAGUUCCCCUCUGGCAGCAACCUCGAAAAGCAAGCGAAAAGGAUCUUUGGACCCAAGAAACGAUUCGCCUCUGAGUAGAACCCCUCAGCACGACCUUGCCACUGAACUAUGGAAUAACUAUGUGGGCAAGUCCCUUGGCAAUGGCACCAGCGAACUCCCUCAACCACGCUUUGCGCAAUUGCUUUCAUCUUCCCCACAAACCCCCGUAUCAGCUCGAACAGGUCGAGGCUCGUCUGGGCUAAGACGUUCAAAUAGCUGCAACGCUGAAUGGCCUACUUCUAAGACGAAACGGAGAAGGGUGGAUCACGAAAGGUUUGGUACGGGUCGCAGUAUUUUCUCCAGGACAAGGAGUAAUGUCGUCGAUUCGGGCAACAAACGAGUUUCCAAUCUCACUACACUCGUUGAGCAGAUAGAGAAGACCUUGCAGAAGGUACCUGAAAGAUCAAUUGCGCCCGACUCGUCCCCAGUCCCAAAGAGGGGCAAGCCAUCAAAGAGUAAUCUGGCGUCUCCAGCAGAGGGCAGGAGCCCUUGCGGCUCUCCGAAGACAACCAAGAAUGUGCUUUUUUCCCUUGAGACCGAGACUGUUCCGCAAAGAACAGAGCUUGGUGGCGACUUGUCUUCAGACUAUGGAGACGACGACUUUGAUGAGGAUUUCCUUGAACUUGCGGAAGCCUCAAUGGAUCCCUUUGUGGAAGAUAAGCCGCCGCGCAAUCUUGCAGAGAACCCGGCCCCUGCAAGUCCGACGGCGGCGCUGCGAAAUGGAGGAGCCCCCCUCCUCCAUGAAGUAACGACUUGCGCUGCCACUGACACAACGAACCCAGAUGUGGAUGUGACCAUGACAGAUAACAAAGAAUUUGACCUUGACGGUGACGAAUUCGACGAUGAUUUUGAUGACCUUUCCGACAAUAUAGAAGAUCUUUUUGCCGAGUGUGAUAAGAUACCAAGCAUGAAGUUAGCGAGGCCCAUACCCAAAGGUCCAAGCGUGCCAGAACAGCCGCUGUCCGGCACUGGACCUCGGCGCUAUUUUGCAGCGACAGCUGGAUCAAACAACGAGACGGAAAAAGAUUCCGAAUUUUUCUCUGGUGGUGAAUUCGACGAUGGUAGCCUAGAUAUAAAUGCUAUCGAACAAUCUAUGAGGCAAUCAGGAAAUAUUAGAAGUCGACAAACUAUCAAACGUUAUUUGAUCAUUGAUAUCGCGGAGUCGGCGUAUAAAACCCCAAAAGGACGCGUCCAACCAGAGCAGGUC